GCCGAUUAUGAGGCUACACAAGCCGCACUUAAUAUGAUUUCUAGUUUUGCCGAAGGGCUUGAAAGACAGUGUCAAGGAUUAGCGUCAUCAAGUGACGAAUUAGCAGCAAUUUCCGAUAGUGUCUCUAAUUCAAACCAAGUUAUUAAACAAAAACAGAAAGACAUUCAAAACUUAAUUUCCAUUAAUCAACGAACAGGAGAAGGUUUGCUUGAACAAUCUCGAGAGAUAUCAAGAUUUAUACAAAAAGAACUCAGCCCUUUUAAAUUGCGUCUUGAAUCUUUAACUAAGGAUCUUGAUUGCUCGAUGUUACGAGAGAAUGAGCAGUUUCAAGAUUUGGAUUUAAAGUUGGCAGUGCAAGUCCGGUUAAACAAUGAUUUUCGAACCGUUAGUUCCCUUAAUAUCUACAGAGUGUUUAAUGAUAAAUUUAUAGGGGAAAUAAAGGAAAUGAUACGUUGUCCAAAAUAUUCGAGCACCGACUGCGUUCUUAGAAUUUUGGCAGAGUUGAAGCGCGAGGGUGCCGCUCUCGAAAUUACGCGAAAUGGUUUAAUUAGGAAUAUGAGCACUUGUCAUUACGAAAUGCAGAUGAAUGACAUGAAAAGUUCAGUCGAAAGGUUAUCAGAAAUGUUGGAAAAACAAGAAAAAGAAUUCUUUGAAAAACAAGUUCCAAGAAUUAAAGAAGAAAUUGCGAAGAGUAGUGCAGCUGAAAAUACUUGUAAGGAAAUUCAAGAGAUAAUUGAGGAACG
Racocetra persica is the source of this 743-nucleotide messenger RNA. Lineage: Eukaryota; Fungi; Glomeromycota; Glomeromycetes; Diversisporales; Gigasporaceae. The record is from the annotation of a GenBank genome assembly.